Drosophila virilis is the source of this 3310-nucleotide messenger RNA. RefSeq names its product Kainate-type ionotropic glutamate receptor subunit 1D (gene KaiR1D). NCBI's taxonomy places the organism in Eukaryota, Metazoa, Arthropoda, Insecta, Diptera, Drosophilidae. The record is from RefSeq and is a predicted model, not a curated record. Gene Ontology annotation, biological process: synaptic transmission, glutamatergic; modulation of chemical synaptic transmission; monoatomic ion transport. Gene Ontology annotation, cellular component: plasma membrane; postsynaptic density membrane. Gene Ontology annotation, molecular function: glutamate receptor activity; transmitter-gated monoatomic ion channel activity involved in regulation of postsynaptic membrane potential.
CAAUGAACCGGCAUCAUAAUUUGCCACAGCAUCCACAUUGACUGCGCAGCUGUUUGAACUGUCACCCGGCUUUUGGAUGCCACCCACCCUCAAACCUCGGGGAGCCUGCAACAGGACGAUGCCGUGUCAGAUUUAAAAGAGCGCACAUCAGGAUCUCGUGCUCAGUAGGUGUUUCAUCUCGAAAGUCGACACAGCGCAUAUAACACAGAUAAAGUGAAAAAAUAAACAACUUAUAAAAUGUCAGCGCGCGUUUAGAAAACAAUCUUGUAACGAUUGAUAGAUUGCAAAAGUUAAAGAUCAAAUAAAUAAACAGAGAGCUGUUCGAAAAGUAAACACAGCUAAAAUGCAGCCAAGUGUCGGCAAUAAUGGAAUGCUCUUAUUGCUGUUACUUUUGAUGCAUCAAAAUGCAUUUAACUGGCAUUCGGUUUUGGCAUUGCCCGACGUUAUAAAAAUUGGUGGGCUGUUUCAUCCCUCGGACGACCAUCAGGAACUCGCCUUUCGCCAAGCUGUCGAGCGGAUAAAUUCCGACCGCUCAAUUUUACCCCGCUCAAAACUUGUGGCCCAAAUUGAGCGCAUUUCGCCAUUUGACAGCUUCCAUGCCGGCAAACGGGUUUGCGGCUUGUUGAACAUUGGCGUAGCUGCAAUUUUUGGGCCACAAUCCUCGCACACGGCCAGCCAUGUGCAGAGCAUAUGCGACAACAUGGAAAUACCGCAUUUGGAGAAUCGCUGGGAUUACCGCCUGAGACGCGAAAGCUGCCUGGUGAAUCUUUAUCCCCAUCCAAAUACGCUCUCCAAGGCUUAUGUGGAUAUUGUGCGCCACUGGGGCUGGAAGACUUUCACCAUAAUCUAUGAGAAUAACGAUGGCAUUGUGCGGCUGCAGGAACUGCUCAAAGCGCAUGGGAUGACACCAUUUCCAAUCACAGUGCGCCAGCUUAGCGACAGCGGAGACUAUCGACCCCUGCUGAAACAGAUUAAGAACUCGGCGGAGGCGCAUAUUGUGCUGGACUGUUCCACGGAGCGCAUUCACGAGGUGCUCAAGCAAGCUCAACAGAUCGGCAUGAUGAGCGACUAUCACAGCUAUUUGGUCACCUCGCUGGAUCUGCACACCGUGGACCUGGAUGAGUUUCGUUACGGCGGCACAAAUAUUACUGGCUUUCGUUUGAUCAACGAGAAGGUCGUAUCGGAUGUGGUGCGUCAGUGGAACAUCGAUGAGAAGGGCAUGCUCCGUUCGGCCAAUCUGACCACUGUGCGCUCGGAGACGGCGCUCAUGUAUGAUGCAGUGCAUCUGUUUGCCAAGGCGCUGCAUGAUCUGGACACCUCACAGCAAAUCGAUAUACAUCCGAUAAGUUGCGAUGGCCAGAGCACCUGGCAGCAUGGCUUCAGUUUAAUCAACUACAUGAAAAUUGUGGAGAUGAAGGGCCUGACCAAUGUCAUCAAGUUCGAUCAUCAGGGCUUUCGCACAGAUUUCAUGCUAGACAUCGUAGAGCUUACGCCGAGCGGCAUACGCAAAAUAGGCACCUGGAACUCCACGCUGUCCGAGGGCAUCAACUUUACGCGCACCUUUAGUCAGAAACAGCAAGAGAUUGAGGCAAACCUGAAGAACAAGACCUUGGUAGUGACUACCAUACUGAGCAAUCCUUACUGCAUGCGCAAGGAAUCGGCGGUACCUCUGACAGGAAACGAUCAGUUUGAGGGCUAUGCCGUGGAUCUGAUUCACGAAAUAUCCAGAUCGCUGGGCUUUAAUUAUAAAAUUCAGCUGGUGCCCGAUGGCAGCUAUGGUAGCUUAAAUAAAAUGAGCGGCGAAUGGAAUGGGAUGAUACGUGAGCUCUUAGAACAGCGCGCCGAUCUGGCAAUAGCCGAUCUCACAAUCACCUUUGAGCGCGAACAAGCUGUGGACUUUACCACGCCGUUUAUGAACCUUGGCGUUUCUAUACUCUAUCGCAAGCCCAUUAAACAGCCACCCAAUUUGUUCUCCUUUCUGUCGCCAUUAUCUCUGGACGUUUGGAUCUACAUGGCCACAGCCUAUUUGGGCGUCUCCGUAUUGCUCUUCAUAUUAGCUAAAUUUACGCCCUACGAGUGGCCCGCCUACACCGAUGCCCAUGGCGAGAAGGUCGAGAGUCAGUUCACAUUGCUCAACUGCAUGUGGUUUGCCAUUGGUUCCCUUAUGCAGCAGGGUUGCGAUUUUCUGCCCAAGGCUCUGUCGACUCGCAUGGUAGCUGGCAUUUGGUGGUUUUUCACGCUGAUCAUGAUCUCCUCGUACACAGCCAAUUUGGCUGCAUUUCUGACUGUUGAACGCAUGGACUCACCUAUUGAGAGUGCCGAGGACUUGGCCAAGCAGACGCGCAUUAAAUAUGGCGCUCUCAAAGGUGGCAGCACGGCAGCUUUCUUUAGGGACUCGAAGAUCUCUACAUAUCAGCGCAUGUGGUCCUUUAUGGAAUCGGCACGCCCCUCGGUCUUUACGGCCAGCAAUGGCGAAGGCGUGGAGCGCGUGGCCAAGGGCAAAGGUUCUUAUGCAUUUCUAAUGGAAUCCACAUCCAUCGAGUAUGUCACUGAGCGCAACUGUGAGCUAACCCAAGUGGGCGGCAUGCUGGAUACCAAAAGCUAUGGCAUAGCGACCCCGCCAAAUUCGCCUUAUCGCACUGCCAUCAAUAGCGUCAUACUCAAGCUGCAGGAGGAGGGCAAAUUGCAUAUACUGAAAACCAAAUGGUGGAAGGAGAAACGCGGUGGUGGCAAGUGUCGCGUGGAAACCUCUAAGUCAUCGUCGGCGGCCAAUGAGCUGGGACUGGCCAAUGUGGGUGGCGUCUUUGUGGUCCUAAUGGGCGGCAUGGGCGUGGCCUGUGUCAUAGCCGUAUGCGAGUUUGUGUGGAAGUCACGCAAAGUCGCCGUCGAGGAACGUCUCAGCGCAAUUCUGAACGAAUGAGAAAAGUUGUAAACCCACGACGAAUGGGUUUAAAAGUCGGUCGGUCGACGAUUUGGACCAGGAACCAAAAAUGCAAGCACACAUUAUUGCAGCGCAUAAAUCCCAAUCUGUAGUAUAGCUACAAAAAAUUCCAUUCUGGCAUACUCGUUAGGCAGCGCACUUGAAGAAGGGAAAAUUUAUAAAGUUAGAGACAGGAAUAUAGAAAUAAAGGCGCCACAAAUGAUAAUCUUUUGAAAAUUAGCAAUGGACAAAACAUUUAUAUACAUAAACUAUUGAACGAGAACAAAAGUAUAUACGCACAGUUUAUAUGAUAGACCCUCUUUCGUAAUACUAAUAUUAUAAAUACAAUACAACAAGUACGGAUAACAAUCGAAAUCGUAUGCAUUUAUA